Saccharomycodes ludwigii is the source of this 1182-nucleotide messenger RNA. It is a transcript of the gene NCS6, whose product is annotated as Ncs6p. Gene Ontology annotation, cellular component: cytosolic tRNA wobble base thiouridylase complex; mitochondrion. Gene Ontology annotation, biological process: tRNA wobble position uridine thiolation. The record is from RefSeq and is a predicted model, not a curated record. Lineage: Eukaryota; Fungi; Ascomycota; Saccharomycetes; Saccharomycodales; Saccharomycodaceae. Gene Ontology annotation, molecular function: tRNA binding. The coding region runs from base 1 to 1182 and encodes 393 amino acids. The transcript has a single exon.
AUGUUUGUUCCUCCAUCAGAUCCUGUUAAUAAACCAAAAACUUUAAAAGUAUCGCAAUUAUGUGAACUUUGUCAUUGUCGUAAAGCCAUUAUGAAAAGGCCCAAGAAUUUGAUCAAAAUUUGUAAAGAAUGCUUUUAUAAUGUCUUUGAAACUGAAAUACACCAUACAAUAGUAAAUAACAAAUUGUUUUACCACGGUGAAAAAAUAGCCGUCGGUGCCAGUGGUGGUAAAGAUUCAACAGUUUUAGCCUACGUGUUAAAACUAUUGAAUGAAAGAUAUAACUACGGUAUCGAAAUUGUAUUGUUAAGCAUAGAUGAAGGUAUUGUCGGAUAUAGAGAUGACUCUUUAGCCACAGUCAAACGAAAUAAAGAACAGUAUAAUCUACCUCUGGAGAUUAUUUCCUAUAGAGAUUUGUAUAACUGGACCAUGGACGAGAUCGUUGCUUGCGCUGGUAUUAGAAAUAGCUGCACAUAUUGUGGUGUCUUCAGACGACAAGCCUUAGAUCGUGGUGCCAGUAAAUUAGGUAUUAAACAUGUCGUUACUGGUCAUAACGCAGACGACAUGGCAGAAACAGUUUUGAUGAAUAUUUUACGGGGUGAUGUGGCAAGAUUGGAAAAAUCUACCAGUAUUAUUACAGAAAGUUCUGGUUCUCCAGUUAAAAGAUCAAAACCUUUUAAAUAUACUUACCAAAAGGAAAUUGUCUUGUAUGCUCAUUACAAAAAACUAGACUAUUUUUCCACAGAAUGUAGUUAUGCUCCAGAGGCAUUCAGAGGUACUGCAAGAGAAUUAAUGAAAAAUUUAGAAUCUAUUAGACCUAGUUGUAUUAUUGACAUUAUACAGUCAGGAGAAAGUUUGAAAUUAAAACCUAAAAGAGAAAAGAAAAUCACAAUUAGAAAUAAAAAUGUGAGUCAUAACACAAGCAGGAAUGCAGUAAAUGAAAUUGAGAUAAGGAGCGAUGGUACUGUUUCUUUAUCUUCAAGUAAAAAUAACAGUAUUAGGGGUAAUUUUAAGGAUGGUAAUAGAUGCGAAAGAUGUGGUUACUUGUCCAGUAAUAAAGUUUGUAAAGCUUGUACUUUGUUAGAAGGUCUAGCAAAAAAUAGAGCUAAAAUGCAAUUAGAUAAUGAUACAUUUGGUCAAGGGGCUGCCAAGUUAACGAGAGAAUUAGAAUCAUUAUCUUUUUAA